This is a messenger RNA of Danaus chrysippus (African queen), 1026 nucleotides long. NCBI's taxonomy places the organism in Eukaryota, Metazoa, Arthropoda, Insecta, Lepidoptera, Nymphalidae. The record is from the annotation of a GenBank genome assembly.
AUGGCCAAGUGGGGUGAAGGGGAUCCUCGGUGGAUUGUAGAAGAGCGUCCAGAUGCGACUAACGUAAAUAACUGGCAUUGGACAGAAAAAAAUGCUGGUCCAUGGUCGAAGGACCGUUUGAAAGAAUUACUGAAUAAUUUAAAAAUAGCCCAAAAUGGUAUAGAUUGUAAGAUAACAAAUGUCGAAAGUAUAGACGGUGAGGCGACCGCGAAUAAUAGGAAAGGUAAAUUAAUAUUCUUUUACGAAUGGGACAUUAAAUUGAAAUGGGAAGGCGUCUUGGCUGGUGCGGCUGAGAAAAUCAAAGGGGAAGUUCAUAUCCCUAAUUUAUCUGAAGAGAAUGAUGUCAGCGAAGUGGACAUGACUGUUACCAUCAAGGGCAGUGGGGAUGAAGCUCAAAGGGUUAAAGCAUUCAUGCACAACGUCGGCAAAGAUCAGAUAAGGAAACAGCUAUCGGAAUACAUUAGAAGCCUAAAGGAAGAAUUCUCGAAAGGUCUCAUCCUUCCAAAGAAAGGAGAGGCUCCGAUCAAGCCCGACAAUGUUUCAACCAUAACAAGCGGUUUUAAUAAGAAAAUCAGUAUGGAACCAGUGCUGUCGAACAAUAAACAGCAAAUUGGCUGUAAAUUAGAUACAAAAAUCAUUGAAUUGACGGAGACAUUUCAAUGCCGGGCAAAUGAAUUUUAUGAUGCGAUGACUCGAAUAGAAAUGGUCACGGCAUUCACUCAGGGCCAUGUUAAAAUGGAAGCGGAGAAGGGUGGUAAAUUUUCGUUGUUUGGAGGCAAUGUUAGCGGUGAAUUUCGAGAGUUGGUUCCCGGCAAGAAGAUUGUACAGCUUUGGAGAUAUAAGCAGUGGCCGGACCACCAUUUCUCCGAAGUUACAUUCACUAUGGAAGAAAAGGAUGAUCACACCCUUGUAACUCUCAAACAAGAUCUGGUUCCCUCCCAAGAAAUUGAACAAACACGGGAAAAUUGGAAACGCUAUUACUUCAAUAGCAUCAAAAGAGCAUUUGGCUUUGGAGCUUUCCUUUGA